Microthlaspi erraticum is the source of this 951-nucleotide messenger RNA. NCBI's taxonomy places the organism in Eukaryota, Viridiplantae, Streptophyta, Magnoliopsida, Brassicales, Brassicaceae. The record is from the annotation of a GenBank genome assembly.
AUGUCCUCUUCUUCAUCAAGAAACGCCUUUGAGGAUGGCAAAUACAAAACAGAUCUCUUAACAAUAAACUCAUCACCUCGCUGCUGCAAAUCAACCCCGUCUUCUUCUCCAUCUCCGCCGAAGCAGCUGUUGGUGGCGACACCGGUGGAUGAAGGAGAAUAUCCGGUGGUGAUGCUCCUCCAUGGUUACCUUCUCUACAACUCCUUUUAUUCGCAGCUUAUGUUGCAUGUGUCUUCCCAUGGGUUCAUCCUCAUCGCUCCUCAGUUAUAUAGCAUCGCCGGACCGGACACUAUGGACGAGAUCAAAUCAACGGCGGAGACUAUUGACUGGUUGUCCGUCGGACUUAACCACUUUCUUCCACCACAAGUAACCCCAAACCUAUCAAAAUUCACACUCUCCGGCCAUAGCCGCGGCGGCAAAACCGCGUUCGCAGUCGCCUUAAAGAAAUGCGGAUACUCCUCGGAUCUAAAGAUCUCAACAUUGAUCGGCAUAGACCCGGUCGAUGGAACAGCCAAAGGGAAACAAACCCCUCCUCCGGUUUUAACCUACGAACCAAACUCAUUUGACCUAGACAAAACGCCUGUACUUGUGAUCGGUUCGGGGCUCGGCGAAACCGCCCGGAACCCUUUCUUCCCGCCGUGCGCGCCUCCCGGAGUGAACCACCGCGAGUUCUUUCGAGAAUGUCAAGGUCCAGCGUGGCAUCUUGUCGCCAAGGAUUAUGGGCAUUGUGACAUGCUUGAUGAUGAUACAAAAGGGAUUAGAGGGAAGGGUUCUUAUUGUUUGUGUAAGAAUGGUGAAGCAAGAAAACCAAUGAGGAGAUUUGUUGGUGGAAUCGUUGUUGCGUUUUUGAUGGCUUAUUUGGAAGGAGAUGAUUCUGAAUUGGUUAAGAUCAAAGAUGGGUGUCAUGAGGGUGUUCCUGUCGAAAUUCAAGAGCUUGAAGUUAUUAUGUAA